AUGCGUCCGACAGCAUUGAUACCGGUCAUCUUUGGCCUCGCGGCCUUUGUGUUGACAAUGCUCUGUAUAUUCGCUGGAAGUAAGAAGGAUUUUAUGCAAGAAUACGCAAUCGUCACUCUCAACACAUCUCGCAUUGGCACAAACGUCUUCAACACAACUUCCUCGACAGACUCCGACUCCAACAUCUUCGAAUCUAUCUGGGACAAUGUAACCAACAGCAUCGAAAGCAGCUUGAAUGACAAAAUCAACUCCUUCGCCCAAGACCUAGGUCUUCACGACUUCUACUCUGCACAUCUCCUCGACUAUUGCAGUGGCUACUACACCCCAACCGAUCUACCCAACGCCACAUUCUCCAAAUCAGACAUCGAGCAAAACAUCACGUACUGCAGCAACCGCACUUCUUUCUUCCGAUUCAAUCCUACCACAGCGCUGGAGCAGGAGUUGAGCAAGACUGGCUUGAACAUCACCCUAGAAGAUCUACACUGGCCUGAAGCUGUCAACGAUGGCGUCCACGCUCUGCGCGUGGCACAAAAAGCUGCAUUCUUGCUGUAUUGCAUAGCCGCUGGUCUACUCCUCCUUGCUACCUUUGCAUCACUGGUUUCUUUCUUCUUCGACGGUCGCCUGUCUGCUUUUGUGGAUAUAUCGUUGUGGUUCUUGGCUUUCCUUGCCAUCGCGUUAGCAUCGGCUAUCACGACUGCUGUGGCUGUCAAGGCUAGUUCGGUCAUCAACAAACACGGUAAAGAUAUCGGAGUACAAGCGCAGAGGGGAAACAAAUUCAUGGCUUUGACAUGGGUGGCUACGGCAUUGGCAUUCUUGAGUGUGUUUGUUUGGGUGUUUGAAUGCUUGAGGGGAAGAAGACGGGAGAAG
Molecule: messenger RNA, 867 nt
Organism: Aureobasidium pullulans EXF-150
Lineage: Eukaryota; Fungi; Ascomycota; Dothideomycetes; Dothideales; Saccotheciaceae
Product: integral membrane protein-like protein
Exons: 2
Biological process (GO): fungal-type cell wall organization
Cellular component (GO): cell cortex of cell tip; plasma membrane
Source: RefSeq, a predicted model, not a curated record